AUGAUUUUAAAACUAUUUGUUAUUGUCACAUUCCAAUUUUUAACAGUGGCUGGCUAUAACAUCAGUGAUCUUUGUGGUGGAUGUGAAAAUGGUGGUUCAUGCAACUUGACAGUCUUAGAAUGCAUCUGUCCAACACAAUAUUCAGGGUUUUUAUGUGAAGAUUACUCAUGGAACGACCCAACAGAUACGCAAUUGCAAAGAAGAUCAACUAUAGUGUCCUUAGUCUUUGCCGCAGUCGUCAUGGCCUCUGUGUGUUUCCUGGUGAUCUGUGUCAAUGUCAAACGAAUACAAGAACGACGAGAGGACGCACUUAGACAACAAGAAAUGCGUAACGCUGUACAAGUGGAUGGUCCACCGAUGUUAAGGGUACCGUCGAACAUUCAGAGACAAAUUAAGAAGAAAAACAAAAACAUACAACGGGAAAGCACAGGAUGUUUUGACAUUGCAUUGCCACGUAUUCCCACACGGACGUCAUCGUGGCGGGGGUUGCGUGGAAUUACGACAUCCCCGGCUGUUCUUCAAGGCAGCAAGCCGCCAAGCUAUCGAUACGUUGUUGCAGAAGACAAAUCCAAAUCUGGUGUCACUAUUCAGGGAGACAGUCUGGUUAGUUUACCCCCAGAGUAUGAUGCAGCCAUCGUACAAAAUAAUAGUCAGACAUCGAACCUUACAGCAGAAAACGAUUCCAGUGGCAUAUUCAUGAACAUAGACUCCGUGGAGACGCAAAAUGAAAGGGGCGUCCAACCAACUCUGGGUCGGUCUCUGAGUCAUGAGACAGACAACUCGUCCGUGAUCUUAAUACAUACAAUUGAUGAAAUUGAUGAGAUUGAAGAAGAUGACAAUGAUGACGGAGUUGGUUUUAUGGACGAUUCAAGUCAGUCAAGUCAUGCAUCAGAAGGCAAUCAAUGUGAAACUCAAACAACUAGGUUGUAA
This is a messenger RNA of Saccoglossus kowalevskii, 930 nucleotides long. RefSeq lists its product as uncharacterized. Gene Ontology annotation, molecular function: Notch binding. Lineage: Eukaryota; Metazoa; Hemichordata; Enteropneusta; Harrimaniidae. The record is from RefSeq and is a predicted model, not a curated record.